Aspergillus luchuensis is the source of this 1476-nucleotide messenger RNA. Its product is annotated as DNA replication factor Cdt1 C-terminal domain-containing protein. Lineage: Eukaryota; Fungi; Ascomycota; Eurotiomycetes; Eurotiales; Aspergillaceae. The record is from RefSeq and is a predicted model, not a curated record. The coding region runs from base 1 to 1476 and encodes 491 amino acids. The transcript has a single exon.
AUGCCGCGCACUUAUUCCACAAGGCAGGCAGCCCGAGGCCUGCAACAGCAGCAGCAACCGGGCAUCCAGAGCUUCGCAAGAGCGACUAAGCCUGGUGUUGUAGCUCCUUCCUCCUUAUCGGAUAUCAAGAAGCCCGCUACGACAACGACGACGAAUGUCCCGGUCACGCCUUCCAAGAAACGCAAACUGGUCGAGCUCGAAAACGUCGACUGCCGGGGCCCUCAAGGAGUGGAAAGCACGGAUGCAGUCACACCUUCCAAGUCUCUUCGAUUGGGAGAAUUGACCUUGAAUACGCCUAGAAGUGGACAUUAUGCACGGUCUUCGGUGUCAGUGAGGAGGAGCGGCUCGGCUGCUACUGCUGUUCCUGAGCAGCCGCCGAGUACCCCCUCGAAACGCACAGGUGCUAGGAAGACAACCACAAAGUCAGCUCCUGUGAAUCGUCGUGCAGCAUGUGUGGAGGAUCUCGUAAACCUGCAUGGAGCGUUCCUGAAGGCUGUUGCGCUUCAUGCUAUGCACAAUGGUGUUACUGCCCCUGCCGACCUGAGAGAACUGCUCCCUACCAUUGAACGACUCUGGAAGAAGCGGAAGGUGGUAAUUAAGGAUCUGCAACGACUCAUUUGGGUUCUGGACCAGGAGCCAUCAUCGACAGCCUUUCCCGGAUAUCGAAUUGCGAACUAUGGACUGGGAAGGGUGUGUUUGGAGCGAAUUGUACGGGAGGGCGAGGAGCGGACGAGCGAGAGUGAAUUGCAAGAGCGGUUUGAGCAGAGCGUGGAUUUGCUUUGGGAGAAGGCAUUGGAUGCGGUGGACGGAGACGAAUCAAGGGUGGACUUCGUCAACACGCUGGGCGUUGCGACGAUCCAAGAGUCGUUGACACCGUUCACCACGUUCCGGAAGGGACAGCAACGGUUGCAGGACUUGAGGGGCGGGGUGAUUCGACUGAAGACGGAAAAGUUACGUGCGGAUGGGAAGGACGAUGUGCCAGAGAAACCGAUCGAUGCGGCAAGUACGCGCCGGAAGGGACUACUGGAGCGCAUCAAGGAUAAGCAGCUGCGACAGGCGACGUUGCCGCCGCCGCCGUCGAAGCAGGAGCUGUUAAGGAGGGCAGCUGCGGAGCGCGUGGAGGAGGUUGCGGGGGUUUUGGCGCUACUGAGACCUGCUGGGUAUGUCGGGACCGGAGCGAAGGCCGUGAUGGCUGCGCAGCGGACGCCGUUCCGGAUCGAGAUGAUUGCGCAGCACGUCCGGGAUUCUGUGCGGAGUCCAAUCUCCCAGCAGGAGGUGGAGAUUUGUUUGGAGAUUUUGGCCCGGGAGGAUGUUGCCGGGGGGUGGGUGAAUCUCGUCACGGUGAAUCAGAUGAAGUCUGUGGUUCUUAAGUCAUGUGCGGAUGUCCAGCUCAAGGAGAUUGGAGCCAAGGUGGCCCAGUUGAAGCUUGGGUGGGAAGGGUCUGAGGCGCAGAAGACUGUCGUCUCUGCUGCUUAA